Molecule: messenger RNA, 3101 nt
Organism: Labrus mixtus (cuckoo wrasse)
Lineage: Eukaryota; Metazoa; Chordata; Actinopteri; Labriformes; Labridae
Exons: 15
Coding region: 374-2950 (858 amino acids)
Source: RefSeq, a predicted model, not a curated record
AAAAACCACCACCCAUAAACCUCUGAACAUCUCUGCGUUGAAAGUGGGCUCAUCUGGUAAGCGCUUUUUACUGUUUGUAUUGCUUAGAUUACAUUUUUUUGGUUACUAUUCACUCAACAAAAAAACAAGAACAUGAUCCAAAAGGGGAAAAGAGGUCUCAAAAUAAGUAUUUAAAUAUGUAUUUAAUUUCAAGAGUGUUUUUAUUUUGAAUUCAUUGUAAACAUUUUGUAGAUCUUAAUAUAUCAAUUGAUUACUAAAAAUGAAUGCAGUCAAAUAGGAGACACUCUCCCCUAUUUAACUAACAUUCUUUGUGGUUAAAUGUAUCUAGGUGAAGAAGCGGGAAAGUAAUCCUGUUCCUGUUGUCUGUUGGAAGAUGUUGACAGCCAGCAUGUUAGUAAGUGUCCUCUUCCUCAGAGGUGCACUGGCAGCUUGUGUUUUUGAUACACCCCUCUUCAUCACGACACCACAGCAGAUGGAAGCACUGAGUGGAUCUUGUUUGCACAUCCCAUGUACCUUUAGGCUGGAAGGAGAGUUUGACAGCAGUGUAAAAAUCUCCGGAGUGUGGAUUAAAAGUGACCCCAGAUUUGUCAUUUUUCCAAACAAUGUGGUUUUCAACAGCAGCAGCCAGACAUUGAACAGCUACAGGAUGAAUAUUACUGGAAAUCUGAGUCAGAAAAAUUGCACCACCCUGUUUUCAAAUGUAAACGAGAACUACACUGAGAGAUACUUCUUCAGAAUAGAGAGCAAACCCUUCAAAGCAACGGCUUAUUGUGAUCCUCUUCAAGUUACAGUUAAAGAUUCUCCUCCGAGCCCCAGCAUAAAUAUCACAGGAGAUCUGAAGGAGAAGGAGUCUGUCACUAUAACCUGCUCAGCUUCCACUCCCUGUCCACUCUCCCCUCCUAAACUCACCUGGACUCUCAAACAAGACUCUCUCAACAACAUGGAGGAAAACCCAGAUAAAACCUUCACGACUAAAAUCCAGGAGCAGAUCACUCUGACGGACAAACAUGAUGGAUACAACAUCACCUGUUCUGCCACAUAUCCUGUGAAUGAAGGAAAAGAAGUCAAGACAGCAGGGGAGACACAGACUCUCAGAGUUUCAUACUCUCCCAGGGACACCUCAGUGAUCGUCAGUCCCACUGAUGCAGUGACAGUUGGCAGCAUGGUGAACCUGACUUGCUCCUGCAGAGGAAACCCUCCUGUCGUCCACUUUGUCUGGUUCAUGAUCAGUAAUGGCAGACUGGAGCUGAUUAAGGUAGAUACACAGGUUUAUGGCCUUAAUGUGACCGAUAGUGAUCAAGGCAGAUUGUUCUUCUGUGGAUGCAGAAACGAUCUGGACAUUCAACUAUCAACAGGACAUCAGCUGAUAUUUGAAGGUGAUCAACUGAACGAACAUGUUGGCAUUCAAGUUGUUCUGAAAAUCCUGGGAAUCCUGAUGCUCGUCAGCACAAUGGUCAUAUUUGAGUGUUGGUUUCGAUCAAAAGGUUCCAUCAAACCAAGAAAGGACAAAGAGGAAGCAGUCUAUUUACCGGGACCUUGGGGGCCUCCUCAAGGGAGCACGGUUCUGUCUGUGAACAUGGUGACUGCCAACUUCUUCCUGAGUGUCCUCUUUGUUUCAGGCGCUUGUGCUACUUGUACUAUAACACCAAAACCAAGCCUUGGUAUUACAGCACCACAGAAGGUGGAAGCACUGAGUGGAUCUUGUGUGCAGAUCCCCUGUAUCUUUAGCACCGAAUCAGAGUUUGACAGCAGUGUAAAAAUCUCCGGAGUGUGGGUUAAAAGAGACCCCAGAUUUGUCAUUUUUCCAAACAAUGUGGUUUUCAACGGCAGCAGCCAGACAUUGAACAGCUACAGGAUGAAUAUUACUGGAAAUCUGAGUCAGAAAAACUGCACCACCCUGUUUUCAAAUGUAAACGAAAAUUACACUGAGAGAUACUUCUUCAGAAUAGAGAGCAAACCCUUCAAAGCAACAGCGUCCUGUGAUCCUCUUCAAGUUACAGUUAAAGAUUCUCCCCCGAGCCCCAGAUUUAAGAUCUCAGGAGAUCUGAAGGAGAAGGAGUCUGUCACUAUAACCUGCUCAGCUUCCACUCCCUGUCCACUCUCCCCUCCUAAACUCACCUGGACUCUCAAACAAGACUCUCUCAACAACAUGGAGGAAAACCCAGAUAAAACCUUCACGACUAAAAUCCAGGAGCAGAUCACUCUGACGGACAAACAUGAUGGAUACAACAUCACCUGUUCUGCCACAUAUCCUGUGAAUGAAGGAAAAGAAGUCAAGACAGCAGAGGAGACACAGACUCUCAGAGUUUCAUAUGCUCCUAAAAACACCUCAGCGUCCAUCAGUCCAUCAGGUUUGGUGUCAGCAGGUAUUCAUGUGAACCUGACCUGCUCCAGCAGAGCCAAUCCUCCUGUCAGCAGCUUCACCUGGUUCAAGAUCAGCAGAGAUGGACACAUGAUCGUAUCUGAAGGAGCGUUUUACAGCUUUAAUGUCACAGAGGGAGGAGUUUAUUACUGUGUGGCCAUGAAUGAUCUCAGUAAUCAGACAUCACCACAGAUCCAUUUGAAUAUAAAAAUGGGUCACUCUUCAGCAUGGUGGACAGGUGUUGGAGCGAUGAUUGGGAUCACAGGUCUCAUCAGUGUGGGCGUACUGAUUUGGAGGUUGAAGUCAAAACGUUCAGCUUUCCAACAGACACAGAGCCUGACAGCUGCAGCACCAGCUACACAAGAAGCCGGGCACGAACAAGCCAGAGCAUCAGAAGUAGAGGAACUACAUUAUGGAGAGAUCGACUUCUCCAAGCUGAGACCUAAAGUGUCCUCUAACUCAACGCAGGACAGUGGACAGCAGCAGGAGACUCUGUAUGCACAGGUCAACGUCUCUAAGCCAGUAACCAGCUUCACACAGGCUGCUGCUGGCCCACAUGACCUCUAUGCUCAAGUGAAGAGAAAAUGAAGACAUGCACGGACAUCUUUUAUUUAACAAAACAUAUUUACUGUUACAGAUGAACUUUUGCUUGGCUGCCUGUGGUUAAUGAAAUGGUAUUGAACAUGUAACACAUUGUAUCUUUUUAAUCAAUAAAUGGUGUGUACAUAUUUCUAAAUGA